AUGGCUGCCGAGGUAAGCGGCGUUGGGAAUGUCGAGGUCCCCUCGUGGCUCAAAUCCAUGCCGGUGGCGCCGGAGUACCACCCGACCCUGGCCGAGUUUCAAGAUCCGAUUGCCUACAUUUUCAAGAUUGAGAAGGAGGCCGCCAAGUACGGCAUAUGCAAGAUUGUCCCGCCGGUCUCCGCAGCUCCCCGCAAAACCGUGGUGUCUAAUUUCAACAAAUCCCUUCUGGCCCGGUCAGCCGACUCGGGCUCCGGCCCGACCUUCACCACCCGGCAACAGCAGAUCGGGUUCUGCCCAAGAAAGCACCGUCCCGUGCAGAAGCCCGUGUGGCAGAGUGGGGAGAGGUACACCCUCGCCCAAUUCGAGGCCAAGGCCAAGAAUUUCGAGAGGAAUUAUCUCAAGAAGUAUCCAAAGAAGGGCCCGAAUGCCCUGGAGAUGGAAGCCCUCUACUGGAACGCUAUGGCUGACAAACCCUUUCGGGUGGAGUACGCGAACGACAUGCCGGGGUCUGCCUUUGUGGCUCAGAAAGCUGGCGGGAAGAGAAACGAGAGUGCGAUGAUGGUGGGAGAGACCGAGUGGAAUAUGAGGGGGGUUUCGAGGGAUAAUUUGUCUUUGCUGAGGUUUAUGAAGGAGGAAAUACCGGGAGUGACAUCGCCCAUGGUUUAUGUGGCCAUGAUGUUUAGCUGGUUCGCGUGGCACGUGGAGGAUCACGAUUUGCACAGCAUGAACUAUUUGCAUAUGGGAGCGGGAAAGACGUGGUACGGUGUGCCACGAGAGGCGGCUGUUGCUUUUGAGGAGGUAGUUAGGGAGCAUGGGUAUGGUGGAGAGGUCAAUCCUCUAGUUACAUUUGCAAUGCUUGGUGAGAAGACCACAGUCAUGUCCCCAGAGGUGCUCCUGAGCGCCGGUGUUCCAUGCUGCAGGCUAGUGCAAAAUGCUGGAGAAUUUGUUGUCACUUUCCCAAGAGCUUAUCACUCGGGAUUCAGUCAUGGAUUUAACUGUGGCGAGGCGGCUAAUAUUGCAACUCCUGAAUGGUUAAGAGUUGCAAGAGAAGCUGCAAUCCGUAGGGCAGCCAUUAAUUGCCCUCCAAUGGUGUCUCACUUCCAGUUACUUUAUGACCUAGCACUUGUGUUGCAUUCAAGAGUGCCAAAGAACGUUGCUGCAGAACCCAGAAGUUCCAGAUUGAAGGAUAAAAGGAAAGGCGAAGGUGACAUGUUGGUAAAAGAACUGUUUAUUCAUGACAUGUCACAGAACAAUCAUUUGCUUUGCACUCUUGGCAAAGGAUCGCCUGUGGUGCUUCUUCCCGAAGACUCCCUGAGUCGUUCGAUUUCCUCUGGCAAACCAGCCGUAAACCAGUUGACUGCAAAAUCUAGACUGUUCCCCAGUUUAUACGGUCAAGAUCUCCAUUUGAAACAUUCUGUGAAUAGAACAUCUGGGGAAGAGCAGAAGGUGGGGCCCGAAACAAAGAAAGGAGAUUCUCAAUGCGAGCAGGGCUUGUUUUCGUGUGUGACUUGCGGGAUUUUGUGUUUUGCUUGCGUUGCUAUUGUUCGACCAAUGGAUGUAGCCGCUUGUUAUCUAAUGUCAGCUGAUUGCACUGUAUUAAGUAACUGGGAAGCAAGUGAUAGUGACCACGUCAAAGAAGCUAAUGCUACUCACCGAGACCUUUAUUCAGAUGAGGAGAGUCCACAUGUUACAGCCCUGAAUCGUGAGGCACGUAAAGAGCCGUCCUCACUUGGCUUACUAGCUUUAGCUUAUGGAAAUUCUUCAGAUAGCGAGGGGGACGAAACUGACAUUAAUCAGUUAGAAACAGUCCAUCCGACUGAGGUCAAUCCUUUGAUCGAUAGCAUUAGACAUCAGAUGAAAUCACAACGCGACACCUCGAACUUGUUGACCCGUAAGACCGACACAAUGACUAUGGCUGAGCCAAAACUAUUGGAAGGCAUGAGUCCUGAUGAAGAUUCUUCACGACUGCAUGUCUUCUGCCUCGAGCAUGCUGUACAAGUCGAGAAAAGGCUCAGUCGGGUGGGUGGGGCCCAUGUGUUUCUUUUCUGCCAUCCAGACUAUCCAGAGUUAGAAUCCCGGGCCAAGAAAGCUGCUGAGGAAUCAGGAACUGAGUGCACGUGGAACCAGACCCAUUUCCGAGCGGCCGAUGAAGAAGAUGACGAGAUAAUAUGGCUGUCUCUAGAAAACGAGAACGCCAUACACGGCAACAGGGACUGGGCCGUAAAGCUGGGAAUCAACCUCUUCUACAGCGCCAGCCUCAGCCGCUCCCCUCUCUAUUCCAAACAGAUGCAUUACAACUCGGUCAUCUACAAGGCCUUCGGACGAAGGUCCCACACGGACACCUCACAGGAAGUGAAGGGAGGCAGGCAGAAGAAGGUUGUUGUUGCCGGAAAAUGGUGUGGCAAAGUCUGGAUGUCCAAUCAGGCCCAUCCUCUGCUCGUCAACAAUGAUGAUGAUCACGAUCCGGGCUCGGGGACUGAUUUCGAGCGCGAAACGGGCUUUUGGGCUGGGCGGGCUAACAAAAUCCAAGAUGAAUCCCCUUUACUCUUUUCGCUCGCCAGUUGUCACAACAAGCAAGUCAAGAGAAAGCGGGGGUCUAGAAGGCCGAAGGAGGAAAGUCCUGUCCCGGAAGGUCCUGACGAAUCUUUCUCCGAGAAAGACAGCGACUCGUGCGAGGAAAUUAAGAGCGGCAGGAGCAGAAGGAAGCUGCCGAGGAGCGAGGCGAAAAAACAAGCUUUUGGGUCCUUAAACAGGCCCGGAGAAGGAUUCUCGCUCGGCAGCAGCUGCAAGAGCAAACGUGGGGCAAGAAAGCCACCGGCAAAGAAGGACACAGCCACGAAAAAUCAAAAGAGAAGCAAGAAGGAGCACGAGGACCCACCCACGGACGAUGAUGAAGACGAUGAGGCUGAAGGUGGUGGGCCCAGCACGCGGCUGAGAACUAGGCCCAAGCCCACUCCUAAAGCUUCGCGGCUGAAGGCGAGUACUAAAGAUUCCGGGCCCAAGCCGAGUAAACCAAAGAAGAGUAGUAUUAACAAGUCGAAAGUUAGAUAUGAGGAGGAAGAGUACGAGUGUGAUAUGGAGGGAUGCACGAUGAGGUUCGGGUCAAAGCACGAGCUUUCCCUACACCAAAAGAACGUGUGCCCAGUCAAAGGGUGUGGCAAGACCUUCUUCUCCCACAAGUAUCUUAUCCAGCACAGGCGGGUCCACGUGGACGAGCGCCCGCUCAAGUGCCCAUGGAAAGGCUGCAGGAUGACGUUCAAAUGGGCUUGGGCAAGGACAGAGCAUAUCCGGGUCCAUACCGGGGCCCGGCCUUAUAUCUGCACCGUGGCCGGGUGUGGUCAGACAUUCAGGUUCGUGUCGGAUUUUAGCCGUCACAAGCGCAAGACGGGCCAUGCUCCGAAGAGAGCAAGAGGAGGGUGA
Messenger RNA from Striga hermonthica, 3420 nucleotides. The record is from the annotation of a GenBank genome assembly. NCBI's taxonomy places the organism in Eukaryota, Viridiplantae, Streptophyta, Magnoliopsida, Lamiales, Orobanchaceae.